AUGUCUAGUAAACUAUAUCAAGGGAUAUUUAUUCCAUACUCUGGUAGACCAGAAGAAGUAGAAUUAAAUAUUGAGUCUGGUAGUAUUCAACGGAAAUUAAAUUGUAAACUUACCGACUAUGUCACUCUUUGGGCAAAAGAUUACAAACUUUGUCUAUUUUGUGAUGAUGUCGGCGUUAAAAAAGAUUUAUCCGUGAACCCUUUGGCUACUCGUUUAGCAUGUAGUCUUUUCGGAAACACUACAUAUCAUUUGCCAGUAUUAGGAAAUACCCUCCUAUUGGAUGAUGAAAAAAACUUGACCUUUAAAGACCUUAGUACACUACUAAAUGCGCCUACGGAUAUACCUCAUACAGAAGAAAUUGCAAAUUGUUUAAUAGCAGAUCUCUUUCAAGUAAAAGUUCCAUAUGAGAUCUCUUUCAAAAAAGAAUUCCGAACAAUUCACAUUGUAUGCCGUGAAGUAUCUGGAAAAGAAAAUAUGUCACAACUACCUUUUCCACACAUGUGUUAUCUUGGAGAAGACAUGGAGUCACUUUUAAUUGAAAAUACUUAUUGGAAUUAUAUAGUAGUUCAAGUUAAAAAUAUUGAUUGUAUUAAAAUGACAGAAUCAAAAAGGUCUUUAGACCCUUUUCGAGUUUUUAUUGAUGAAAAACUGUCAGUUUUUCAGGAUGAAUCAAUUAUUAAUAACAAAAAAAUUAGUAAUAUUCUUAGUAUGUUAUUAGUAUCAGCCGAAGAAGUUGAUUAUUCGGAACAUGGGUACAAAAAUGAUAUUACUACAAAUUUAGUUGAAAAAAUCAACGAAAUAAGAAAUAAAUUUGAUAAAUCAAGUUUGAAAAAACUAAAUUAUUAA
This is a messenger RNA of Acaulospora morrowiae, 846 nucleotides long. The record is from the annotation of a GenBank genome assembly. NCBI's taxonomy places the organism in Eukaryota, Fungi, Glomeromycota, Glomeromycetes, Diversisporales, Acaulosporaceae.